AUGAGCAUUAACUAUCUCAGGACAGCGCUUCUAAAUAGCCACUCCGAGUCGAUUCGACUCUCUCAAGCCUCUGCCUCGCUCGCAGACCAAUUCCUAUCCGGCUCUCCUGCACAAACCCCUCCCGCGUCACCGGCUCCGAAGAGCGAGAACCCAGACGCUCCCACUAAAGACUCGUUCGAAACACCGUUCAAGAAGCACUGUGACGGCCCCGAGGAAGGCUUCUCAAACGUCGCAGUAAUGACCCCCAUUCUCGAGGCAGAACUAUUUGGCACCACACAACGAGCAGACGAAGACUUCUUCAAACAAGUCGUGAAGACGAGGGUGAAACAAUCCGAUGCCUCGAUCGGUCGGUUCGUCCGGGACUCUGGUCUUUACAACCACGAGACCAAGCGUUGGGACGGCCUCAACCCCGAGACACAGCUCGAGAAAGAUCUCUACGACCCUCUAUGCAACAUCUUCGAACAAGUCGUCGCAACGUUUAAGCUCGAGCAACGCGAGGUCAUCCCCACGUUCAACAUCCAGAUCAAGCAUAUCGAAGACUGCUUGGCAGACUCCACACUCAAGACGUCUCCUGACCUCUUCUUCUACGGCUCAGACACCAAUUUCCAUGCCGAGAAUCUUCAGCUAAAACGCAAGGAGAAGGCCAACUACCGCUACUGCGCAUCGCCUUGCGAGGUCAAGACCGAGAAAAACUUGACCGAAGGUGUUGUAACGCAGGUUGCGGUGUAUGCUCGACAAUGUUUCAUUCAGCAGGGGAACCGUCAUUAUGUAUACUCCCUUGUCAUCACCGAGGAACGCGUGUUCUUGCUGCAGUUCGAUCGCAACGGGGUCUUACGUACCCAGUCGUUCGACAUUCACAAGAAGCCAAAGGAUUUCAUUUACCUCAUCCUCCUCGUCUCUUCUCCCGACUGCGCCACCCUCGGGUUCGAUACCAACGUCUAUUGGAAGGAAGACAAACGAUACAUCACCACCCUCAACGAAAACGGGGAACGCGUCGAGUACGAGAUCAUCAACUCAAAACCUUUCUUUCAGCGACGGACGAUUCGCGGUCGCGGCACGCUUUGUUGGCUUGUCCAAGCCAAUGGCAUCAUGCGGAUCGUCAAGGAUUCCUGGCAGGCUAAAGGCCGGGAUCCUGAACACAACCUGCUGCAGAAAGUCGAGGGUCUUCCUGGUGUCGGUCAGAUGAUCGCCUUCGAGCCGGAGAACCUGUCAAUUGCGAAACUGAGAGGCAUGGAAGGACAAGGCUUUCCUGAUGGCAUGGCCAAUCGCCUGUUUCGUCGCAUUAUCCUCCAGGCGUACGGCAAUCCCAUACAUAAGUUUUCAAGUCGGAUGCAGCUUCUAUGUGCAUUCCGUGAUGCCGUGGCAGGCCACCAGCGUAUGUGGGAGAUGAAUGUUAUCCACCGAGACAUCAGUGUCAACAACGUUCUUAUUGGCGCGGACGGCGCAGAAGAAGGGUGGAAGGGUGUUGUCAUCGACCUGGAUAUGGCCGUAUUCUGGGAGCGCGAGCUGACCAUGGCUCUAGUCGAUUUUCGAACGGGCACACGGGCCUUUCAAUCUCUAUUCGUCCUCAACAGCGAAAAAGACAGGGGCAAGAAGCGGAUUCUCGCUCAUGACUACCUAGACGAUCUCGAAUCCUUCUUCUAUGUCUUCUGCUGGGUCUGCAUGCGCUACGACGUCGAUGCGAAUCUACUCAAGGACCCACCUCUCAAAGAGUGGGAGAGCGAGAACAUCAAGUUAGGGUACUUGUCUAAGAAAGAGUUCCUCACCAGCGAGCCCAUCGAGCACGAUCACAACGAGGUUAUCGACACCUUUGGACCCAUCUUCCAGACGUUGUUUGAUGCCCUUCGGGCAUUUUUGCGCGAAAAGUACUACUGGAAACUCGAGAACAGGAACACGAUGCCGACCACGAUCGAUGCGAUGCUACCUCGCUCAAAGAAGGAUUAUGCAACUUUUAUCAAUUUAUUCGAUACUUCAAUUGAAGCCCUGAAAAAGGAGGAAGCGACGUCCUCGAGUCCCCCUCUGCCGCCACCUGCCCCCGCCCCCGCCCCUCUAUUUGUACCAUCUCCCCAUUCCAGCAAGCAAGCUGAGUCGUCGGGGGCCCUGAAGCGUACCCGAGACGAACGAGAUGCAGGUGCAGCCGAAAUGGACGUUGAUGGAGAGCAAGCACCUCCGGCUUCGAAGCGACCCUACACUGGAUCGAUGUCCAGCUCACAACCUGGGGUGGCACCAGAAUCGGCUAUGCCGGCCGCAGCCGCGGUGACUGUCCCUGCUCCAAGGCGGUCCUCGAGGCUGCGGACUGGGUCCAUUCAAUCAGUGCAAGCAAAUGUUGAGGCUGCCCCAGCACCAGUGGCGAGAAGACGAUCGACAAGAUCGAGGAAUGGAUCGAGGUCGACCCAACCAGCAGAGGCUCCCAUCAACAACGGCGCGUCGUCCUCGAACGGAACCCAAUCUAGGCCACGUAACGGUUCGGCAGGCUCAGGAGGGAGGCAGACAACAAGCAGGGCAGGAUCCGGAGGAGCUAGAAAUACAACGAGAGCGAGGGCGCAAUCGGGAGGGGCGAGCAGUGAAUCUACUGGCGUGACGGGCCUUCGACGCGGUCGAGAGGCUACGCGCAAAGGGGGCGAAACGUAG
Molecule: messenger RNA, 2631 nt
Organism: Cyclocybe aegerita
Lineage: Eukaryota; Fungi; Basidiomycota; Agaricomycetes; Agaricales; Hemipholiotaceae
Source: the annotation of a GenBank genome assembly